AUUAUUUUUGACACUUGUAGCCAUGUUGAGUCGAAUGAAUCAAGCCAGCAUCAAGCGCAUUGCAGCUACCCCUCUUGUUCUUAAGCAAGGAUUCCAUGGCUCCGCUACUGCUUUUGCUAAAAAGCACCCUAAACAAGUCAAGAAAGAAAACCUUGCCAAACGUGCUGCCAAAAUGGCCGAAUUCGAGCGUACCAAGCCUUCUUUUAUUGUAUCUAAACCAGCUCCUUUCUUCAACACUUUACACACACCUGCUAGUGCUUACCAACAACAAUCCACUGGCUACCAACACUUUAUUACAGAAGCCGAUCAACAGUUUUUGUUUGAAGAGACACCUAAGAAAUCAGUCGAGUCCAACCAUAUGGCUGCUAUUGAUGGUAUGGAAGAAGCCCUGAAACAAGAAAAGCAUAAAGUCGAGACAUUACAAAAACUAGUUGGCUUACAAAACGGAAAUGCAAAGGCAGUACAGAUCUGGAAUGUGCAUCAAGCCAUUGAUUGGUUCAAGCAAAAAGAAGGUGAUACGGGUAGUCCUGAAGUACAGGCUGCUAUCUUGACUGUACGCAUACACAACCUUCAUUCUCAUUUGAACCAACAUCAUAAAGACAAGCACAAUUACAAGCAGUUGCGUAAUAUGGUUCAUCAACGUGCAAAGAUCCUCAAGUAUCUUAAGAACAAGGAUGCUCAUAGAUACUUUAAAUGUUUAGAUGGUUUGGGACUAGAGCCUAGAGCUGUUGAAGGCGAGAUUACUUUGUAAAAUAAUAAUAAUAAAAAGAAAGAAAAAAUGGUAUUUAUUUACAAAAAGAUCUUUUUCAAUAGCUUUAUUGAAAAGUCAACAGGAU
This is a messenger RNA of Gilbertella persicaria, 836 nucleotides long. RefSeq lists its product as uncharacterized. Gene Ontology annotation, molecular function: structural constituent of ribosome. Gene Ontology annotation, biological process: translation. NCBI's taxonomy places the organism in Eukaryota, Fungi, Mucoromycota, Mucoromycetes, Mucorales, Choanephoraceae. The record is from RefSeq and is a predicted model, not a curated record. Bases 23 to 751 code for a protein of 242 amino acids. The transcript has 2 exons. Gene Ontology annotation, cellular component: ribosome.